Messenger RNA from Lactuca sativa (garden lettuce), 1584 nucleotides. The record is from RefSeq and is a predicted model, not a curated record. NCBI's taxonomy places the organism in Eukaryota, Viridiplantae, Streptophyta, Magnoliopsida, Asterales, Asteraceae.
AUGCUUCGCUCCAUUAACGACGCUGACAAACCAGCGAAGAGGGGAAAGAAAGCUGAAACCCAGAAGGAGACACAGGUUACUAAACCAACCAAGGGGCAAACUCCUAAGAAGCAAAAUUCAGAUAAAGCUGCUCCGUCACAACCUCAACCGAAGAAGCAGAGAAAGCCCGCACGGAGACUCAUACUGCAAUCUUCAAGUGAUUCAGACUCAAAGUAUGUUCCUCCAAAACAUAAAUUUGCUUCUCCUUCAGAAUCUGAGAGCGAAAUCUCUGAUGAUGAGGCUUCGGGUCGUGGUGAUACCCCGCCUCGCUCUCCUACCCCAAAAAUUCCUGUUCGCUCCCAACCUCCUUCUCCUCCACAUGUUACUAUCUCAGUAUCCAUCCCUCCAAGAUUUCCUAUCCCCACCUCUCAACCAUCCACCACUAUUCCCAUCCCUACUCCAAUAUUCAUAGACACUACCACCACUACCACUACUACAGGGGCUCAUUCUACAGCUCCCACCCCACCCGUCACAACCGAACCACCGGUAACAACUGAACCUCCUACCAAUACCAAACCAUUAUCUCCUACACCUUCUACUGAGACCACCCUAGUUCUAGGCGGUGAGAACUUGGAAUUUGAUUCCACCUAUUUCAUUCCUUACCAUGUACAGAGUGAUGAAGAUGAUGAUGAGCCUGUUACCAAGCGUCAUCUCAAAGCAGUCAACGAAAAACUCGAUCAACUGCUUUCCUCCUCUUCCUCUGGGGAUUACUCGUAUGCUGCUCUCAAGGCAUUGUUCUCCUCUGUUGUAGAAGAACAUAAUGCCUCCCUUACUGUUGCAUCUAAGGCUAUAGACGCCUCCACUUCCCAAUGCCAAAAAGCCUCCCUCGCUGUUGAGGCUUCCACCAAGGAGUGCAAAGAAGCGACUGCAAAAGGGGCUGCUCAGAAGAAUUCUCAAACUGUUAAUGCUUCGGUGGAUAAUCUUCAACGUUCUCUUCAAACUGAACGGUCCAACCUUGAAGUUGCACGCCAAGCAAUUGAAGCAGCCAACGCAACUCUGCAUGCUAAUGCUAAUGAUCGAUUUACCCAACUGGAGGCAAAGUUGGCUGUAGAGAAUCGUAUCAUGGAUGAACUUGACAGAAGAACCUCUCAGCUGAAGAUGCAGAAUCUCAAGCUUCGCAUUGCCACUGCUGAGCUCAAUGAUGUCAAAUCUGAGAGAGAGGGGGAGAAGGCAAGAAGAACUCAACCUCCUCCUGCACCGAAACCAUCUACUGAACCGAAGGGUAAUGAAGCUUCAGUCAGUAAUAGAGACAAGAAGAAGAAGAAGAAAAUUGGGGAGGAUGACACAGAUAAUGAAGAUAAUGUCUAUGCUGAAAAUCCUGAAAAGCCUUUUCAGAAGACAAAACCUUCUGAUAAAAAGCUAGCAGAAAAGUUCAAGAAACAACAGGCUGAGCUUGAGCAAAAGGAAAAGGAAAAAGAGCUCCUAGAAAAGAGGAAGUCCAUUUUUCCUGAAUGCACUCUUGAUUCGCUUCAAAGGUGUGCCAUUGAUGAGCCAAGCACACUUUGGCUUGAGCCUGUGAUGUCGUUUGGGGUUGAUAACUCCUAG